UCAUACUGCUGCCAGGUUUUGUACUCGCUAGGAAACCAUACGUCUUUUUUUUCUUUCUUUUAGCUUUCAAAGGUGCCUUAAAAUAUAUUUUCUUCACAACUUUACCCUAGCUAGCUAGCUAUAAUUUUCUUAAAAGAAAUUAAGCCCUUUUAGAAAAAAGUUAUUUCAUUAGCUUGAUCUAGCUCUUAAUUUUUCACUUUUGUGUUUCUCAUCAGCAAUCAUUCUGCUAUUGUUGAUCAGCAAGCUCCAAUACCUGUGAACCCUCCACCAUUAUCGAACCUUCGUGCUUAAAACAACCUUAUAUACAUAUAUAUAUAUCUAAAACACGAAGCAAGAAAAAUGCAGCUCAAAAACAUGAACAUGGAGUUACCUUACGUAUACAACAAGCACAACAAUGUGCAUGUAUUGCAUGGAGAUUACUCAUCUAGAUUUUUUGUUAUCGUACGACACUCAGAAUCGAGGGCGCUGUUAAAAAUCCUCGCACAAGCUUUGGUGCUCGCCCUCCUAAUCAUGGUAUUAGCUGGAGUUUUUGGAGGAUCCAAUUCUAAAGAGAAUGAUAAUAAUAAUAAUAAUAAUAGUCAUAUUGUUUUACCAAAUUACAAAAGCUUGAUGAACCCUUCUGAGAAUUCGAACGCAAUCACAUUGGUAUUUCGAGAUCUUGCAAAUGAAGGAUUGUGGACAGACAAGGAUGAAUAUCUGAUUGUUAGUAACUCAAAAGAAGAAAUAAUUCAGACAACAAACAAGGCAUCAGAAAGCCUUACAAUUUCACCAUUAGAUACUACAAAACAAAGUUCUAUUAACAAUGAGACAUUCGAUUUCUCGUUCAGUGACUGCUUGGAAGGAUCGAUUGAAGGUUUUUUAGACCGUACUCUGAAGAUAGGCGGAGUAAUGGUGGUUCAACUUAACGAAAAGCCAUCAAUGGCAUUCGAGGUAGCAGCAAAUUACAAGAUUGUGUACUUUAGAAAAUUCAGCAAUUGUACAUUCAUAGCAAUGAGGAAAGUGAAUACAAUAAUGCAAUCAAUAAUAUCAGCGAGCCAAAGGAAGCUAUUACAGUUUUUAUCAGAGGAAAAGAAAGCCGUCCUAGGGAACCUUGAAGACGUACUAUUGGAGCCACCACGUUCAGCGACAGGGAAGUCGAAAACAUACCUAAGGAAAACAAAAUUUCUUCCUGAUCUGUUGAAUGACUCCUUAGAAGGGUACUCUAGAAGAGUGUACAUUGAUGUAGGGGGUGGUCAUGGAUCAACUCGUUGGUUCGAGCAAAACUACCCAACUCGAAACAAAGAUUUCGAUAUGUAUAGGAUUGAGACGGUCCCAGAGACGGAGGUAGAGUCUGAUGAUGCAUGGGAAGGUCCACCAACACAGAUGGGGAUAUCGGAUUGGUUGUGGAGGAAUGUUAAGGCAGAGGAGUAUGUGGUGAUGAAAGCUGAUGCAGAGGUGGUAGAGGAGAUGUUAAAGAGUAAGGCUAUUGCUCUUGUGGAUGAGCUUUUCUUAGAGUGUAAGCCCUUUGGUAAAGGAGGGACUAGCAAAAGAGCUUAUUGGGAAUGUUUGGCUUUGUAUGGAAGAUUAAGGGAUUUUGGUGUUGCUGUGCACCAGUGGUGGGGAUAAUAUAUUCUUUUACUAGAUAUUCUUAUUAACUUUAUUAUCUAAUCUAGAUUUUAAUUAAUGUAUCAGAGAAGAUCAAUAUAUACAUUUGUACGUCUUCAUUUUUGUUUUAAAAUGUAUCAGG
This is a messenger RNA of Beta vulgaris subsp. vulgaris (sugar beet), 1726 nucleotides long. RefSeq lists its product as hypothetical. The transcript has a single exon. The record is from RefSeq and is a predicted model, not a curated record. Lineage: Eukaryota; Viridiplantae; Streptophyta; Magnoliopsida; Caryophyllales; Amaranthaceae. Bases 340 to 1605 code for a protein of 421 amino acids.